Camelina sativa (false flax) is the source of this 258-nucleotide messenger RNA. Lineage: Eukaryota; Viridiplantae; Streptophyta; Magnoliopsida; Brassicales; Brassicaceae. The record is from RefSeq and is a predicted model, not a curated record.
AUGGAUCAGAUACUGAACAAAGUUGGCCUUUAUUGGUUAGGGCAUAAGGGUAACAAAGAGUUCAACUCCGUCGGUGACGAUUUCAAUAAGCCAUUGCCUGAGUUGCUGAAGGAAUUUGGUCUACCUGUUGGUAUCUUUCCACAGGAUGCUACAAACUAUGAGUUCAACGAAGAAACGGGUAAAUUGACUGUAUUCGUCCCUGAGACCAGUGAGAUUGGGUACACAGAUUCAUCGGUUCUGCGGUUUUCAACUACAUAA